Molecule: messenger RNA, 1708 nt
Organism: Asparagus officinalis (garden asparagus)
Lineage: Eukaryota; Viridiplantae; Streptophyta; Magnoliopsida; Asparagales; Asparagaceae
Exons: 4
Coding region: 151-1578 (475 amino acids)
Source: RefSeq, a predicted model, not a curated record
CAAAUAAAAUAAAAUCACAGUGGACAUCAAAGCUUCCCUCAACAUCAAAACUCCUUCAGCCCCCCAAAGAGAACAAACCCCCAAAAGAAGAAAGAAAAUCAAAGGGAGAAAAAAUAAAAAUAAAAAUAAAAAUAAAAUUAAAGGAAGAAGAUGGUGUACACUUACACUCCAACAUACUACUCCUCAUUCCAAGACACUCUAACUUCUCUCUGCAAGUCAAUCCUUCUUCCUUUCUCUCUCAAGAAUCGGCGGCUGCCCGGAGAUCAGAAGUUCGCCAAGAAGCAGUCUGAUAACCUCAAAUGGCAGCAGGAGAGCUUCCACAAGAUCUUGAACUUGAUUGGGUUGAACAAGGAAGGGAUUGUGGCUGAUGCCGAGGUAUUGAGGUUUCGGUAUCAUCUUCUUGAUACUCUCAUUGCAUCUCCUAGUGAGCAGGAACCAGUUGGGUUGAUCAGAGAUAAGCUGCUGUUCUUGCAGGAACUAUUCUAUGCAAAAUGCAUCUCUGCUGAUGAAUACCACUCCUCCAAGAGGCCACUCCUUCAACGCCUCGCGAUCCAAGGCGUUGAGCUCGACUGCAAAGAUGUAAUCAUCGGAGAUCCAACAGCAACAACAACAAAAUCUCAAGAAGAUGAAGAAGAAGAACAGUGGUCAGUCAUUGAGCUCAGAGACAAAGAAACGCCAACCUCAGCUGAAAAAACCAAAAAACACAAAACCCCCAUAAAAUCUCUCAUCAACUGGAAAAACAAAGACACGAGAGCCAGAGAUAAGAACACUGAGACUGCUACCCCUUCAAUCCUCAUGCCCGACUCCUCUGAAAAGUCCAAACGGAAGCCUUUUCGUUCAUUGUUCGAUAAAGAGCAGAAAUGGAAGUUUGAUGGUCUAAAGAAAUGGAAGAAAAAUAGUAAUUGUGAUCAAGGAGAGCCUUAUCUUUUAUCAGAGGACAGAUCAGAUGAUAAUUCUUCUUCAGUCAAUUGCACUCUUGUUGCUAGUCCUAUAGGUGAAGGUCCUGAUACAAAGAGAAUUAAGAAGAAGAUUCAUUCGAAUGGGGCCUCUUCAGAUUUCUUCAUUGAUAAGGUUUUGGGUGAUAACAUAAAGAAGGAGCUUUCUCGUAUUCAAACUGAGUUAUCUGCAACUCAUCCAAACCUCAACUUAUCGGAUGAUCAAAUGGAAGCAAUAUCGACUAGGCUCCCCGUUGACAAGGCUGACUUGAACAAUUUCUUCCCUAAGUCGUGGUGCGAUAAAUAUGGAGACAUUGUGAUUGAUGUCGUGAAGAAGGAAUUCAAAGAACAUGUUGGGGAGAUGAAGGAGAAGAAUGAGAGUGGUUCGACGAGAUGGGUGGCUUUUAAAGAGAAUGAGGAGAACUAUAAUCCAAACCUCUUUUUUCGGGAUCAUGCUGCUUUGAAUCCAGGAAGGAACUAUGAUGGUGGUAGAGAUUCUUUUGUGAACAAUCCGUUCAUUGAUGAUGAUGAUCAAAAUCUGAUCAAUGCAGCAAGCAAGAAGGAGAAUGAUGGUAGUAGAGAUUGUUUCUUGAACAACCCUUUUGUUGAUGACCAGAAUCCUUUCUGGGUUUCAAGGAAUUGAGUGAUGUUCUAGUGUUGUAAUUGUUUGUUGGACCCUUUAUUUUUUAAUGUGGAAACAGUUUGCACUUUUUAUGUAUCAGAUGAUCCAAAUGGGUUUUGGAUCUAAUAAUAGUCUAGCUUUGUUUUGAUAA